AUGCCGAAUGAAGGCACUUCCGGGUUACCGCCGCGCGGCACACGUGAUGCGAAGGCCACGUGGUCCUCUCAUCAUGUGACCUGCGGCGUUCGCGGGCAGGAGGUGGGAGAUUCUCGUGGGAUUGCAGGGGGAGGAAUGUGGGGGGAGGUGUCCUGGAUGUGGAGAUUUGGGAUCACUAAGUGGGCCGUAGGAGUCUACAGGGGUCUGAGCACGCGGGGAGGAGUGGGGGAGGGACUCCACAGGCCAAGCCCGGAGCGCCCCCCCCUUCCGGUGAUGCCCCCCCCCCUGAUCCCUCCCCGUGCCCCCUCAGGCCAUGGCCCUGCCGCCACCGCCCCCACGGUGGUGCCGGGCGAAGCCUCCGAGAGCGACUCGGAGCAGGAGCUGCUGGUGGGGGCGGCGGGGGGAGCCCCCGGGGCCGGGCUGAAGGUGCCGGGCGAAGCCUCCGAGACCGAAGAGGAGGAGGAGGAGGAGGAGGAGCAUAGACCGAAGACAUCCCCAGUGCUGGCGGAGGAGCCGGCGACGGUUUGGUGGGGGCGGCGGGGGAGCCCCUCGCUGCUGCAGCAGCGGCUGCGGGAGGGGCGGAGGCGGCUGCAGGGGGCGGUGGCAGCGCCCUGCGGCAGAGCUUACGCCAGCGCCCGCCCGGAGGCCCUGGGAGUCACAGGCUGUGAGGAGGCCCUUAUCCGGGCGCAGGUGACCGGCGCCGCCGCUCACUGCUGCCGCCUGGCCCGCCGCGACCUGCGCGCUGUGGCCGACACCAUCGACAUCGUCACGGCCUGUCGCCUCCUGCCCGACAUCCGCGUACAGCUCUGACCGGGACUGGGACGAGGCAUCACGUUCACCAUCCCCGCUGUGGCUGUCACCCGCGGCAGCAACAACGCCUGCCAGACAUCCACGAGCAGCUGCUGGCACCACUCCUGUCCUCAUGGCAUCACCAGUGCCGCAUCUGCCGUGGUUGGCUCAUGCCUGUCAGCGUCAUCGCUGCAGUGUCCUGCCGAAUGUGUGGUUGUGGUGGCAUCGAGUCAUGGCUGCAGCACCUCACACUGACUUUGAAGAUCUCCUCACCAUGGUGGCAUCCCCAGUGUGGUCACAGUGACACCAAACAGUGGCUUUGGCACAGAGACCACCACCCUGCCACCCCAGGACCUCUACACUCUGGUGACAUGAUCACUGCUAACCCCCUGGCCAGCUGCCACCAUUCCUGAACUGCAGCCUCACGCUGGCUCCAGUCACUGCUGACCCCACCGUUUUGUGUGACACAGAACUGAAUAAAGCCAUGGUGGUGUCAGAGCCACAAUGGGGA
Manacus vitellinus (golden-collared manakin) is the source of this 1300-nucleotide messenger RNA. It is a transcript of the gene BLOC1S3, whose product is annotated as biogenesis of lysosomal organelles complex 1 subunit 3. NCBI's taxonomy places the organism in Eukaryota, Metazoa, Chordata, Aves, Passeriformes, Pipridae. The record is from RefSeq and is a predicted model, not a curated record. Gene Ontology annotation, cellular component: BLOC-1 complex.